Molecule: messenger RNA, 1490 nt
Organism: Arabidopsis lyrata subsp. lyrata
Lineage: Eukaryota; Viridiplantae; Streptophyta; Magnoliopsida; Brassicales; Brassicaceae
Product: nudix hydrolase 8
Exons: 7
Coding region: 265-1359 (364 amino acids)
Molecular function (GO): NADH pyrophosphatase activity; ADP-ribose diphosphatase activity; NAD binding
Source: RefSeq, a predicted model, not a curated record
AUUAAAACUGUUCUUCUCUUUCUUUUUCUCAUUUCUCACUUAACCACCACUCGAUCCACUUGACACCACACAUUAUAAGUGUGCCUCAAAAAAAUCUAACAUUAUUCACUCAAACACAUCUCUCUUUCUUCUCUUUCACUCUCUUAUUUAAGAUUUAAAUCUGCUCAAAUGCUUGUAAACAAAUUCUAAGUUCUUUAAUCUAUUUCCCUUUUUGAGAAACCUUUUUUUUUUUUUUUUUCCAGAUAUAGAUCUUCUUGAUCUACAAUGGAUUCUGUUUCUCUUUCUGAGGUUACUGCCAUUAGAAGAACACAUUUGGGUUUUAUGCACAGUUUCAGACAACCAUUUUCUGGUGUUCCAAUACCUCCAAAGUUCUGUUCCUCCAAAGUUGGUGGACCAAAGGCAACAUUGUCAAGCAAUACAAAGAGCCAAUCUGUUUAUGGAGGAAGCAUAGCUGCAACUUCAGAUUCAGGUUACAAGAUCAAUGGAGUAAACCUAAAAAGCAGAACAUUGAUCAGUUCUGUUAAAGAAAGAUUAUUACUUGAUGCUUAUGAUGAUGAGUAUGGUGGAGUAAUAGUUGAUCAUGGAAAAUUACCAUCAAACCCUUACGCUUUCGCUUCUAUGCUUCGAGCUUCUCUAUCCGAUUGGAGAAGAAAGGGAAAGAAAGGAGUUUGGUUAAAGUUACCUCUGGAACAAUCAGAAUUAGUCCCAAUAGCUAUAAAGGAAGGUUUUGAGUAUCACCAUGCAGAGAAACGAUAUGUGAUGUUAACAUAUUGGAUACCAGAGGAGGAACCUAGUAUGCUUCCUGCAAAUGCUUCACAUCAAGUUGGUGUUGGAGGUUUUGUAUUAAAUCAACAUAAAGAGGUGCUUGUGGUACAAGAAAAGUAUUGUGCUCCAUCAAUUACAGGUCUUUGGAAGUUACCAACAGGGUUUAUUAAUGAAUCUGAAGAGAUUUUCUCUGGUGCUGUAAGAGAAGUCAAGGAGGAAACUGGGGUAGAUACAGAGUUCUCAGAGGUUAUAGCUUUUAGACAUGCUCACAACGUUGCAUUUGAGAAAUCUGAUCUGUUCUUCAUCUGUAUGUUGAGACCACUCUCUGAUAAGAUAAUCAUCGAUGGUCUUGAGAUCAAAGCCGCAAAGUGGAUGCCUCUGGCGGAAUUUGUGGAGCAACCGAUGAUAAGAGAAGACAAAAUGUUUAAGAGAGUGAUUGAAAUCUGCAAGGCGAGACUAAGGCAUCGGUACUGCGGUCUUUCUCCUCAUAGACUUGUCUCUACUUUUGAUGGCAAACCUUCUUCUCUCUAUUACAACGUUGUUGAUGAUGAUCAUGAUCCUUCCCACUCCAAUUGUAACACUGAUUAUUUAUAAAUAGACGGAUCAAACCGAACCAAAUCAAGUGGUUCGAUCCUGUAAAUACUUAUUCUCAUGUAAUGUAUGUUGUUAUUUAUUGAUACUCUCUUCUCUUCAGUAUAGUAAAUAGUAAUAGUUCCUUUGCAAAA